Molecule: messenger RNA, 636 nt
Organism: Daldinia childiae
Lineage: Eukaryota; Fungi; Ascomycota; Sordariomycetes; Xylariales; Hypoxylaceae
Product: GTP-binding protein RHO3
Exons: 3
Coding region: 1-636 (211 amino acids)
Biological process (GO): small GTPase-mediated signal transduction
Molecular function (GO): GTPase activity; GTP binding
Source: RefSeq, a predicted model, not a curated record
AUGCCGUCGCUCUGUGGAUUGGGAGGAUCAAAGACAGUACAGCGUAAGCUGGUUCUUUUGGGAGACGGUGCUUGCGGAAAGACAUCUUUACUGAACGUCUUCACGCGAGGAUAUUUCCCGACAGUUUAUGAGCCUACGGUCUUCGAAAACUACGUUCACGAUAUUUUUGUGGAUAACGUGCACAUCGAAUUAUCAUUAUGGGAUACAGCCGGCCAAGAAGAAUUCGACCGAUUACGAAGUCUCUCUUACGACAACACAGACGUAGUUGUGCUCUGUUUCAGCGUCGAUAGUAAAGACUCGCUAGAAAACGUGGAGAGCAAAUGGGUUGGCGAGAUUCAGGAGAACUGUCCUGGUGUGAAGCUGGUCUUAGUGGCCCUCAAAUGCGAUCUGCGAGAGAACAACGAAGAAGAAGACGAUGCUGCUGCGAGCGGAACAGACGGUCCCCAAAGAGAAAAGAAGCCCAUGAUCGACUAUAACCAAGGCUUGGAUGUUGCGCGGCGCAUUAAGGCUAUGCGCUACCUCGAGUGCUCAGCCAUGAGGAAUCGAGGCGUCAACGAGGCAUUCACCGAGGCUGCUCGAGUGGCUUUGAGCGUCAAACCAAGCGGCGAGGGCGAUUCAAAAUGUGCUGUCAUGUAA